Messenger RNA from Dothidotthia symphoricarpi CBS 119687, 2790 nucleotides. RefSeq lists its product as uncharacterized. NCBI's taxonomy places the organism in Eukaryota, Fungi, Ascomycota, Dothideomycetes, Pleosporales, Dothidotthiaceae. The record is from RefSeq and is a predicted model, not a curated record. The transcript has a single exon. Gene Ontology annotation, molecular function: triacylglycerol lipase activity. The coding region runs from base 1 to 2790 and encodes 929 amino acids.
AUGGCAGGGACACCAGUAGACACUUUUGCCCUGCGAGACCGCCGGCAGAGCGCGCUUGCCGAGAUCCAAUUCGCCUCCAUCAUUGAGGAUGAUCUUACGCCCUCCGAAGACGAGACGCCUGAAGAUGAAUCGCUACAACUGGAGACGGCGCAGUCAGCGAUUGGAGUCAGCAUCGGCCAUCAGCAGACACGUUUAGUUUCACCGAGGACGCCAGCUGCGGAGAAGGCGGCUGCAUUGGAAGCAGGCGAUGGCGGAGAGCUCUUUGAUGGCUGGGAGCUCACGUCGACCACCACCAUUGACCAGCGGCUGACUCCGCCCAUGGCUGGUGGUGGUGAUGAUAGCGACGAUGGUGGUGCUUCCAAUAGAGCAGAUGCGACACCACCCGUGCAGACAAGGGAAAACGGGCAGGCGCAACACGACGGUUCCCCAGCGCGCCUUCCUUCACCGUGGCGCACGGGGCCGAAGACGUUUGUUUCGAAAACGAGCAAUCACCGGGCUUCGCUGCGACAACAACUCACCACCGGCUCGCGUCGACGGUCAUCCUCGGGCGGUUCGACAAUGGCAGAGACGAUGCGCAAAUACAUGCCCUUCAACCUACCAUCUAUGCCCAAGGCCUCGAAGCACCUCACGUUCACCCUACCUAGCUUCUCGACAUCGACCGUAGACAGCGCCGGAAAGCCGGCUAGGAGGCGGAUGACGGCUGGGAACGACUCCUCAUGGGCCAGCCUGCCCCAACAAGAUGGUACCUACCAAUCCACGCUGCAACGUCGCAGGAGCCCAUCACCCACGUUGCAACGCGAUGUUGCCAACGACAGCGGCUCUACACUGCCCCGCGAUGACCCACCUUCACACCUUUACAGCGAACGACUGUCAGACCUCCACGACCGACCAACACCUAGACUCCGUCGAUCCAACUCGGAAGGCUCGUUCCUCCUCCACCGCAGCAAGUCCCUCGCUUCCUCCCUCGGUGACGAUACACGAUUUGAGAGCGUGCAGGGUCAGGUGAACAGCAGGCUCAAGGCCAUCAGAGACAGCCUGCAAGACUCCAAUUUCAAGUUUCCAAGCCCUUCGUUACCCACUUUCAACUUUGCGUCUAGAGAAGAUAUGUUCAAACCGCGCAACGGCAGUGUGUUGGUGAAGUCUCGAAACUUGGACGACGGCGCUACACAGGGGGUCAGCUACAGGCCAAAUGUCAUGGCAGGCACGCGGAGCGCGACGACGGGACCUCCAAAAGUGAAGCGAUCCUCCAAGGAUGUGCCUGUGGACCAGGAAACGCACCCCUUCUUCACACAGGCUCUGCAAGAACUGGAAGGCGAUCUGGUCGUCUUAGGAGGCUAUCGAGGUUCUAUUCUGCGUUCUGCAGAGCCUCCGAACCGCCAGCUCUGGGUGCCUAUCAAGGUUGGCUUGAACCUGCGCAAAGUAGACUUGGAGGUCCCGCUGGACGCGGACGCUGAUGAAAGAAUGGAAGAAACUAUCUACCCAGACGGCAUGUUGACACACAUCGGACCUGUGGAUAUCUCUAAGCGCCUUUUGAAGCGCUUGCGAGCAUCUGAAAACGUUAAAAACGGCAAGCUGAGAGUGCACAACUAUGGCUACGACUGGCGACUUUCACCGCAUUUCCUCAGUCGUCGAAUGAUUGCGUUUCUCGAAUCGCUUCCAUGCAACCAACCAGGGGUACCCCGUGAGAAGCGCGGUGCUGUCAUCAUCGCGCACUCGCUGGGCGGCCUAAUUACGCGACAUGCAAUCAAUCAACGACCCGACCUUGUAGCUGGCGUUGUAUACGCUGGGGUCCCUCAAAACUGUGUCAACAUUCUCGGCCCUUUUCGGAACGGCGACGACGUCCUAUUCUCUUCUCGCAUCCUCACUGCACAGGUCAAUUUCACCAUCCGAACCUCCUACGCCUUGUUGCCCCUAGAUGGGAAGUGCUUCAUCAACAAGCACACCAAGGAAGAAUAUCGAGUCGACUUCUUCGACAUCGAAACAUGGAAAGAAAGACGCCUAUCGCCCUGCAUCGCAGCACCGCUUCCCUCGCCUCUUCAGCCCAGCAGCAGUAGCCUCAGCGUGAGUGGCCUGCUCAACGCAAUGUCACAAGCCUUGCCCACCUUCCCCAACCGCAAAAACAGCAUAUCGAGAAGGUCUCAGCAGCCUGCUUCUGGUGCCAACGCCGGAUCCUCCACCAGCGAGGUAGCCAAGGAUGUCGCAGACGUAGCCCGCAACGCCGCAGACAAGGCCGCAGAGGGCGGUGCACAGACGGCUGGAAUGGGGCCCCAGAUGUCCCAAGGCCAGCACGCACAGACAUCGAACGAACCCAACCCCGCCACAGCAGUCACGAUACCAUAUGACAAAGCUGUCGAGUACCUCACGCGCGUGCUUGCAGAAACAAAACGCUUCAAACAAGAACUUGCGCACCACUCCCCUCACUCGGUUUCAAACUCGUAUCCGCCCAUCGCCCUCAUAUACGGCAGGUCGACACCGACAGUCUACGGCGCAAAGGUCGAGUCCCGCGAAGCCAUCGCCCGCGCCGAUGUGUACGAUGAGCUGGCGUUUGCGAGUGGAGACGGCGUUGUGCUUGCGCGGGCGGCCAUGGUGCCAGAGGGAUACUCCGCGGUGAGGGGCGGUGUUGUGUCGAGCGAGCGCGGCCAUGUCACGUUGCUGGGCGACUUGGAGGCCGUGGGGAGGUGUCUGUAUGCUGUUCUACAGGCGAGGCGUGGGGGUGUGGGGAUGGGGCUGGGGGAGCGCGAGAAUAAGAGCAAGGGCCUGGGCAUUGCAGGGCCAGUUGGGCUGGAGUGA